Molecule: messenger RNA, 664 nt
Organism: Dermatophagoides pteronyssinus (European house dust mite)
Lineage: Eukaryota; Metazoa; Arthropoda; Arachnida; Sarcoptiformes; Pyroglyphidae
Source: RefSeq, a predicted model, not a curated record
GAAAAAUAAAAGUAUUUGAAAUAAAUACCCACGUCUUUGUUUUUUUUCGUCGUUUCUUUCAUUUGAAUUACAAUCCAAUAAAUAACAACAUUCAGAAUGAAUCAGACAACUUUAACUUUAUUUUCUUGCAUUGUUCUACUAUUUGCUAUUGCGGCAAUUGGUGAUAAUUAUAAUUAUCAUGAUUGGCCGGUACCGCCGAAAUCUCCAAAUUUCCGUAAAGAAUAUGAUCAAUUAUUAUUUGGUUUUGUCGAAGACCAUAUCUAUCGUUCGGAAGCACAAUUGAUUAUGCUGUAUGAUCAUUUUGAUCAAUAUUUAACCAAUAAAACAGAUCAAAUGUUUGAAUUUCUUCAGGACGAAGUGAACAAUCAAAUCAUCAUCUUAGGUCAAACAAAACAAAAUAAUAACGAUUAUUAUCAUGCACGAAACGAUUGGAACCAAUUAGAAACUUAUCUUGUACAAAAAAUGGAAAAUGAAAUGAAUCUUUUGCUCACUUUUUUUCAAAAACUACUUGAUGAUAUGAAAAACUCACUGGUUUCUACAACAACAACAGCAGGAAUGAAUUAAUCAAGAGCAAAUUAUCUCAUACAAUUAGUUUUUAUUGUAUAAUGAAUUGUAAAGAUUCCAUUAGAAUGAAAUAAAAACAUUUUUUUUAAAAAAAGAUCAA